AUCCCGUGACUCUCUCGCCAUAAACAAAAAAAUCAAACACAUGACAUGCUUCCAACUUACUAUAUUACCAGCGCGUGAAUUUCAAGCACCGCCACGGCCAUGCGAUCCCCUCAGCCACAGCCUCUUCGCAACGGAGACGAUAACCGUUCGCCGUCGCAUCCCUCUCGUUUCCACUCAACGGUGGCAGAACACAAACUACGUCGUUUCAACUCUCUCAUCCUCGUCUUCCGUCUCACCUCCUUCUCCUUCUCCCUUGCUUCCUCCGUCUUCAUGCUCACCAACACUCGCGCCUCCGAUUCUCCUCGCUGGUAUCACUACGACACUUUCAGGUACUCUAUUCCAAACCUAAUUUAUCACUCUUCGUCAAAAUUCAUAUUGAAAUUUUACACAAGUUCCCGUAAUUGGUUCAGAUUCUUUCUAGCUGCGAAUGCGAUAGUGGCGUUGUACUCUAUUUUCGAAAUGGGCGCGUCCGUGUGGGAGAUUUCCAGAGGUGCGACGCUGUUCCCCGAAGUGCUGCAAGUAUGGUUCGACUUCGGCCAUGACCAGGUGUUCGCGUACCUGCUGUUGUCGGCGAGUGCGGCAGGGACGUCGAUGGCGAGGACGCUGAAGGAUACGGACACGUGUACGGCGAGCAAUGCGUUCUGCGUGCAAUCGGACAUAGCCAUAGCGUUGGGGUACGCGGCGUUUCUGUUUCUAGGGUUCACCUCGCUCCUAACGGGCUUUCGCGUUGUUUGUUUCAUAAUCAACGGUUCACGCUUUCAUCUGUGAGUCAUGGGAUAGAGGGUGGGUGUUGCGUGGGAACGACGUCGUCGCCGUUGCAGGGAGGAGUCGGAAAGGAAUAUUUUGGGUGGGGUCAGGGCUU
This is a messenger RNA of Abrus precatorius (Indian licorice), 862 nucleotides long. Its product is annotated as CASP-like protein 4C2. NCBI's taxonomy places the organism in Eukaryota, Viridiplantae, Streptophyta, Magnoliopsida, Fabales, Fabaceae. The coding region runs from base 100 to 768 and encodes 222 amino acids. The record is from RefSeq and is a predicted model, not a curated record. The transcript is spliced from 2 exons.